This is a messenger RNA of Neopelma chrysocephalum (saffron-crested tyrant-manakin), 4853 nucleotides long. It is a transcript of the gene KRIT1, whose product is annotated as KRIT1, ankyrin repeat containing. The coding region runs from base 959 to 3169 and encodes 736 amino acids. Gene Ontology annotation, biological process: negative regulation of angiogenesis; regulation of establishment of cell polarity; cell redox homeostasis. Gene Ontology annotation, molecular function: protein binding. NCBI's taxonomy places the organism in Eukaryota, Metazoa, Chordata, Aves, Passeriformes, Pipridae. The record is from RefSeq and is a predicted model, not a curated record. Gene Ontology annotation, cellular component: plasma membrane; cytoskeleton. The transcript is spliced from 18 exons.
UUCUGCCCCACGGGGCUGCGGCGGGAGCACCGCUCCGGGGACUAGUGCCCGGCGGCUCCUGGGCGCGGCCGGCGAAGUUCGAGGGCGUUUCCCGGCCGGGCGGCGGGGGCGGGCGGCGCUGGGGCGCGGGGCCGCCCCUGCCUGGCGCCCUCCUCCGAGAGCGGCCGGGUCUCGCCAUGCCCACGGAGGCGGCGCUGCGGGGGAGGCCGUGGACCCCGGCCGCCCUCCUCCCUGGUGGGGCCGUGAUCCCGGCGGGAACCGCCGUCUGCCUCGUCCCGGGGAGUCCUGUGGGAGGCGGGAAGGGCCGGCGGUGCUGGGAGAAGCUGGAGUGAGGCGCGUUCUUCAGACCGGCAUCCUUUGGGAUAGGGCCGCGUUGUUGGCACCUGGGUUUGGUCGGGGUCAGUUCCUGGUGGUGCCUUCCGUUUAUUGUUACAGCCUUGCAGCCCCAUCCUUUUUCACCCUCAGUUUUUUUUUUCUUCAUCCGUAUCGCAGCUCCUGGGGCUGUCGGUUUCCCAGACGUGCUUAUUCCGCUCUGGAUUUAGUGCAGAGCACUAGCAGAGGGAGUUGACCCGCUGCUUAUUUGCCUGUUUCAUCACCUGCCACCCAGGUAAUCUGAUCCCAAGAAAAUUACUGGACUAAGGGCAUGGGGAUCUGAAGACCUCUGUUUCUUCUAGGAGAGGUGAAGAAGCUAGAAAUAGUAACAUUUAAAAUCUGUGGAGAAAUUAUUCUGCAAAAAGCAUGCGCUUAGUGAUGCUAUGGAAUGAAAGGGUGUUCAUUUGCAGAUGAAGAAAACGAUCAGCUGGAAGGGGCUAAUGGUCAGGCAUGACCUUUCUUUCUCAAAGCUGAUGUGUGGAGUGAUUUAGCUUUAGGACGUUUUCCCUAUAAUUUUCAUACAAUUUUGUGAUUAUAAGAAUUCUCACCUUGGUUUAAACAGAAGGUGAUAAAAUAAGAAAGAGAGAUGGGAAACCCAGAAAACAUUGGAGAUGCAUAUGUUGCUGUGAUUCGUCCAAAAAACACUGCUAGCCUCAAUUCUCGGGAAUAUCGAGCUAAAUCCUAUGAAAUUUUGUUGCUUGAAGUUCCCAUUGAAGGCCAAAAGAAAAAAAGAAAGAAAGUUUUGCUGGAAACUAAACUUCGAGGAGGCACUGAGAUAACCCAGAGCAUCUUGGAUUAUGUAUUAGAAGCCACCAAACCAAUUUCACCAGCCAAUCAGGGUAUUAAAGGAAAGCGUGUAGUGUUAAUGAAGAAGUUUCCUCUAGAUGGAGAGAAGGCAGGCCAGGAGGCAUCUCUUUACGUUGUUCCAACUGUUGUGAAAGAUAAUACGAAAUAUACAUACAGUCCUGGAUGCCCCGUGUUCUACUGUUUACAAGACAUCAUGAGAGUCUGCAGUGAAUCCAGCACCCAUUUUGCUACGCUGACUGCAAAAAUGUUAAUUGCCUUGGAUAAGUGGUUGGAUGAACGGCACACCCAGUCUCACUCCAUCCCAGCUUUAUUCAGGCCGUCUCCUCUUGAGAGAAUUAAAACAAAUGUAAUAAACCCCGCCUAUGCUAUAGAACCUGGCCAAACAGAAAGCUCAUUACACAUGGGUUAUACUGCCCUGGAAAUAAAGAGUAAAAUGCUGGCAUUGGAGAAAGCAGAUAUGUGUAUCUAUAAUCCUUUAUUUGGAUCAGACCUUCAGUAUACCAACAGGGUUGACAAGGUGGUAAUAAAUCCAUACUUUGGCCUUGGAGCCCCAGACUAUUCAAAGAUUCAGAUUCCUAAAAGAGAAAAGUGGCAACGUAGCAUGAGCAGUGUCACAGAGGACAAGGAACACCAGUGGGUAGAUGAUUUCCCUCUUCACCGCAGUGCUUGUGAAGGCGACUCUGAUUUACUAAGCCACCUUCUGGAUAAAAAGUUCUCUGUUAAUCAGUUAGAUAGUGACCAUUGGGCACCAAUCCAUUAUGCGUGCUGGUAUGGAAAAGUUGAAGCCACUCGAAUGCUGUUGGAGAAAGGGAAAUGCAAUCCAAACCUUUUGAAUGGCCAACUUAGUUCUCCUCUUCAUUUUGCUGCUGGAGGUGGCCAUGCUGAAAUAGUACAAAUUCUACUAAAUCAUCCAGAAAUUGACAGACACAUUACUGAUCAACAAGGAAGAUCUCCACUGAAUGUCUGUGAAGAGAACAAACAAAAUGAGUGGGAAGAAGCUGCAAAACUACUGAAGGAAGCCAUAAAUAAACCUUAUGAAAAGGCGCGAAUUUACCGUAUGGAUGGAUCAUAUCGUUCUGUCGAGUUGAAACAUGGAAACAAUACCACUGUGCAGCAAAUAAUGGAGGGCAUGCGCUUGUCUCAAGAAACUCAGCAGUACUUCACUAUCUGGAUCUGUUCUGAGAACCUCAGCCUCCAGCUGAAGCCAUAUCACAAGCCUUUGCAACAUAUUCGAGACUGGCCUGAAAUAUUCACUGAACUGACAAACUUGGAUCCUCAAAGGGAAACUUCACAGCUUUUCCUGAGAAGGGAUGUGAGACUUCCACUGGAAAUAGAAAAAAAGAUUGAGGAUCCAUUAGCUAUUCUUAUUCUUUUUGAUGAAGCCAGAUAUAAUUUACUGAAAGGUUUUUAUACAUCACCUGAUGCCAAGUUGAUCACCCUGGCAAGUCUGCUUCUACAAAUAGUCUAUGGAAAUUAUGAGAGCAAGAAACAUAAACAGGGCUUUCUAAAUGAAGAAAAUCUUAAAUCUAUCGUACCAAUCACUAAACUAAAAAGUAAAGCUCCUCAUUGGACAAACAGGAUACUUCAUGAAUACAAGAAUCUGAGCACCAGUGAAGGUGUCAGUAAGGAGAUGCAUCACCUUCAGCGCAUGUUCUUGCAGAAUUGCUGGGAAAUUCCUACUUAUGGAGCAGCUUUUUUCACAGGACAGAUAUUCACCAAAGCAAGUUCAAGUAGCCAUAAAGUCAUCAAAGUGUAUGUAGGAGUAAAUGUAAAAGGGCUGCACCUCCUCAAUAUGGAAACAAAGGCUUUACUUCUCAGUCUAAAGUACGGUUGCUUUAUGUGGCAGUUGGGAGAUGGAGAUACAUGUUUCCAAAUCCACAGUCUGGAAAACAAAAUGAGCUUUAUUGUGCAUACCAAACAGGCAGGUCUCGUCGUUAAACUUCUGAUGAAAUUAAAUGGCCAGUUAAUGCCAGCUGAAAGAAAUGAAUGAUCGAAGGGAACAAUAGUUACAAAGUGGCAUCUGACAGCUAAGCAAAAAACAACUUGUGUCUCAUCGUAACAGAAGACUUCCAUGUACAUGAGUUUUACACAAUAGAAAAGUCGAUUUGUACAGUUUUUUAACUUUGUACAGAAGCUGCAUGGUUUAUUUUUUUAAAAAACUCUACAACAUAUCUAUUAUUUUUAUAAAUAUUUUUGUGUUUCAUAUAUAAACUAUUGUAGGGCUUGAGCUUAACCAGUGAAGCUAAUGAAAUGUAAGUGGUUUACCGAGUUGGACGAGUAUGAAUCCUGUAAAGCUUUUGUUCCCAGAGGACUAUGGGACUAUCAGUGCCAUUAAGCAAGCGUCAGUUAACCUAUUUACCUUUCAUGUCAUUCUGUGGAACAUCAAGGAAGUAUGGUAUAUGUUACAGUAUUUUGUAGACACACUUAAUUUCUAAGAUAUGUGGAUAAAUAUGCUUAAAAGACCAGUUAGACCUUUGAGCAAGUACUUUUGAUAAACUCUUGGUUUUUGUUUGGUUUCUGACAAACAUUUUUGCUUGCUUUAUUUUUACUCUUAACUUUCUCAUACUUUGUAUUCAUAUUUAUUCUAAAAUGUUGCAUGAGGAUGCCAAAAGGGAAAUACUCUAAAUCAUUCAGAAGCCAUAUUGAAUGUUUAGCAUGCUUGUUUUUUAAAAUGGAUUUUUACUUUUACUGUGCAAUAUAAAAUGUGUAUAUGGAGGAGAGGGAGAUACGGAUUUACAAAUGAACCUUACUCAGAGGACUUCAGAAAGUUUAAAUAAAUCCUACCCUGGAUUGCAACACAUAUGCAGUAACAAAAACUCAUAUAGGAGGUACUAAGUUAUUUCUGUUAAACUAAUUUUCCUACUGAUUGCGUACUUCAGUUUCUUGAGGCUGUGAGCAGUGCAGGAUGCAGGAAUGAAGAUUUAUAUUGCAAGGAAGCCAGAUACAGUUUUAAGUAUUCUGCCUGCUCUUUGUAGAGUCAGGACUGGGGCUCAACAUGUUGGGUCCCAAGUGUAAGGUGGGAUUCUAUGCAGUCUGAAACAUAUCCUUGUACAUUAAAAUAGAAUCCGUAACACAAAUCGUUAAAGUUUCUGGUUGUAUUUCAGGGUUUUAAGUGCACUUGACUAUUUCUUCCAUGUAAACUGCAUGCUAAAAUAGUGUGCAAUAUUUUGUAAAAAAAUUUUUUUUUAAAAAUAAAAAUUAGCACUUGCCUCUCAGUUUUGAAAUAAAAGUUAAAAUGAAUGUGAAGAACUGUGCUAUUGUAUAGUAACUUUACUCUUACCUUACUACUAGUAAGUGCAGUUUAAGAAAUUAAAGUAGUAAGCCGUUAAAAAGGUGAACAGGAGACUUAUAUUUUGUAUUCUUCUUAGCAAGCUAUACUUUUCUACUUAAAAUUCACUGGCCUAAAUAACAGUAAAUCUUCAUGGAUUGUUAUAUUUUAUUUAAGGUAAAUAAUGCAACAGUCGGAUCCUUCAUAGUGCAUCCCUGCUAUCACUUGGCACUGGUAUCAGAAAUACAUUUCUCUACAUAGCACUUUCUUAGAAAACUAGAGGAAAAUGUUAAGAUGGUGUGUCAGUUGCCUAUUUAACAAUACAAUUAAUAUGCCUUAUUUCUGUAUAGUCCUUUCUGCUACAUUCGUAUUUAUUACUACCUAAUAAAUUGUUUGCAACAAGUCA